AUUGACUUUGGCAGCACGCGUCUGCAAGCGCUCCACCACUCGGCACACGGUCUGGACGGCGGGGGGAGCCAUGACCACGGCCAGUGAGCGGAACAAGAGACGGAGAUGUACCAUUUCCAGCGUAUGGAGAUUUAAGACCAGUUGCUACAGAUCAGCCAAGUUUCGUGGCCAUAGAGUUUCUCUAGCUCUCGUAGGCAUGGCUGUCGUUCUCGCCUUCCUCUGCCAGGCGCCAAUGGCGGAGGCUAGCUGCGUGUCGCCUUUGCUCGCACCCGCACCCGCAUGGCCACUUGCCGGCGACGCCUCGUUCGGCCCAUCGCCACUCGCGGUCAUGCCUGACAUACCGGCAUGUCUUCCAGAGCGAGAGGCUAUUGCUGUGGUGGCCACUACCAGCGCAGACGGCGUGACGGGCGUGCGGCUGGUUGAUAUCAACAACGACGGCGCGCUCGACGUCAUCUCCUACGAGGAGCUCGACGACUCCAUCUCGCUCUUCCUCAACCAGGGCAUGGGUGCUGGCCUCGCUCCGAGGGCUGUCAUUGGUCCGCCCUCGCCGCCUAUCGAGUACGAUCGCCCGCGGAGUGUGGCCUUUGGCGACAUUGACGGUGACUCGCUCGUCGACAUGGCCUCGGCGAGCCAGGUUGAUGACGCCGUCGGCUGGACCCGCAAUCUCGGGAGCGGAUUGUUUGGCUCGCGGAAUGUGGUCUCGCCUGCGGCUGACGGCGCGUCGGGCGUGGCGCUCGCGGAUUUGGAUGGCGAUGGAGAUCUCGACCUCGCCGCCUGCUCCGCCAACGACGACUCUGUCCGCUGGUGGAGGAACGUCGAUGGGAAGGGGAACUUUGUCUUUGUCCAGCUUGUCUCGGCGGCCACCGACGGCGCCGCUGACAUAGCCGCGGUGGAUGUGAAUGCUGAUGGCGACGUGGACCUUGUUGUUGUCUCGUCGAACGACAACAAGCUAGCCUGGUUCGCUAACAACGGCUCGUACUUUGGCACCGAGCGCAUCAUCUCGGCCACGCUCGCCAAACCGGUUGCCCUCGCGGUUGGCGACAUGAACGGCGACGGCGUGUUGGACCUUGUUGUUGCGUUUGAGAGCGCCAACACCGUCGCCUGGUUUGCCAACUCCCACCCGGCACCAGGCUCCUUCUCGUCGCCGCUCCCGAUCACUACCUCGGCGCUCUCGGUCCGUGGCGUCGCUGUCGGCGAUCUCGACACCGACGGCGACCUUGACGUCGCCCUCGCUUCGGACGGCGACCAGACCGUGGCCUGGUUUGCCAACGCCGAUGGUCGUGGUACCUUUGCGACCUCGCCGCGGGUGGUCACCACUGCAUACGCUGGCCCGCGCGACGUCGCCAUUGGCGACAUUGAUGGUGACGGUAAGGCCGACCUCGCCGCCGUCUUCCGCACGGCAGAUACCGUUGCCUGGUUUCCACACGCCGUCGUACCCGGCUCGUUUGCCGCUGGUCCGACAUCCAUCGCCACUGCUCUUGACGGCGUCGGCGCCGUCGUCCUAGGCGACCUCGAUGCUGACGGCGACCUCGACCUUGUCACCGCCUCGCCGGGCGAGCUGGGUGUCGCCUGGCGUGCCAACAUCGAUGGCGACGCAGUUGCUUGGUCCUCGCCGCGUUCCGUCGCACCGUCGCCUCCGGGCACGCAUGCACUCGCUCUGGCUGACCUCGACGCCGAUGGUGACCUAGAUUUGGUUCUCGGCUCAUCAGAGCCCGGGGCGGCCGCGCUCGGCUACGCGCUCAACGUCGAUGGCGUGGGCGGCUUUGCGCCUGUUGUCGCUCUUGCUUGGAGCGCCAACGCCACUGGUGGCCUCGCGCUCGCCGACUACGAUCUCGACGGCGAUGUUGACAUUGCCGUCUUUGACUCGUCGGGCACCACGCUUGUUGUCUUGCUCAACCGCGGAGGCGACGAUGGCUUUGGACCAGAGCUUGCUGUUGAUACGACCGGCUCGGACAUUGCCGCACUCGUCGCCGCAGACCUCAACAAUGACGCGCUGCCGGACCUUGUCGCUGCCCACGCUGGUGCAGGUGCGGUGUUGUGGUACGCGGCAAGCAACGGAGCCGGCCUCGCGUUUGUCGCUGCGGCCGUGGUAGCCAACACCGACGUCGCUGGUGCUUCUGCGCUUGCGAUCGGAGACGUAGACGGCAACGGCGCGCUUGACGUGAUUGUCGGCGCGACAACCGACACCACCAUUGCUUGGUACGCCAACGCUGGCAACGGGGCGUUUGCGCUUGGCGCCACCGUCGACGCUGGCGCCAGCGACGUCGCGGUCCUUGCCACUGCCGACCUCGACGCCGACGGCGAGCUCGACAUUGUGGCUGGACGUGGCGGCGUUGUCAACACCAUGGCCAUGUACGCCAACACCGGCAACGGUACGAGUUUUGCGGCGGCAUCGGUGCUGGUCGCCGGCGUGACGCAGCCGACUGCCGUGUUGGUCGCUGACAUCGACGGUGACGGCGACAGAGACCUUGUGUAUACCUCUGCCGGCGCCGACCUUGUUGCCUGGCUACCACAGACGUCGCGAACUGCCUUUGCCGACUAUCUCCCGCAGCAGCACGGGCUCGCGCGAGACGAUCCGGCGUGCGCUGUGACAUCGAGCUUUGCCUGCGUCACCGCGUCGCUCGGGCGACUCUCGCGCUGCGUCCGCGACACACUGGUCCUACCUACUGGCAGCUACGGGUGCCGGCGCGACGCGCACGCGCUCGUUACCCGUCCGAUAGCGGUGGCAUCGGCCGACUGCGCGGCACCGGCGGUGUUCAACUGCACGGCUCGUGGAGGUGGGGUGCUCUUCCGCGCGCUAGCGCAUCCUUCAGCUGGUGUGCCGACCGUGGGCGAUCUCGAGCUGCAGGGCGUGAGCUUGGUGCGACUCGGAACCGCACAGGUCUCGCCCUUUGGCGCACCAGGCCUGCGUGCCGAGGGCGCCGGCGCGCGGCUUGCUCUGGUGAACGCCUCUGUCAGUGACGCAACGUCGACGGUGCGACCGGGAGUCUUCUUCUUUGACGAGGGCAUCGGUGGCGCAGUGCUUGUCGAUGACGGCGCGACCUUUGUCUCGCACCGGACGCUCUGGGCGAGGUGCACGUCGUCGCGGUUCGGCGGCGCGGUGGCGCUUCGCCGGGCCGGAACGACGGCGGUCGUCUCCGACUCGGUCUUUACCAGCUGCGCGAGCGACGGGUCCGGUGGUGCGCUGGCGGUGCUGGCCGGCGUGGCGGUGUCUGCGAACAACACGCGGUUUGUGGGCAACAGCGCGGGCGUAGGCGGUGGCGCAGUGGCCUUGCUGGAGAUCGAGGCGACGCUUGUUGGGCGUGGCCUCGAGUUUGACGGAAACGUGGCUGCCGGUGGGCUCGAGGCCGGCGGUGGCGGCGGCGCGGUGGCUGUGGUCGGCUCGCGGACGGUGCUUGUGCUGGAGAGCGGAUCGCGGGUUGUGAACAACACAGCGAGUCGCGGAUGCGGCGGUGGCGUGCUUGUCCGUAGCUCGGCGUCGCAGGCGCGGGUCUCGCUGCUGGCAACCGCGCUGGUGGGCAAUGCAGCGGGCGUGGCUGGCGGAGCGGUAGCGACCCGCGCCGCGCCGCAGUCGGGCGCUAGCGUGGUGCUGGGCACCGGCAGCUCUGUGGCUCGCUCGCGGGCGACGUUUGGCGGCGCGCUUGCAGCUGUGAGCUCGGCGUAUCCGUGGCCGAGCUCGUCGUCGCUCGCGAGUGUGGCACGCGGCUUGGCGACGAGCGCAGUUCCGAGCAUUGCGUCGAUUGCGUUGGUUGACGGCGUAGAGGUCGGCGAGGCAGAAGCACCCUUUGGCAGUCUUGUGUUUGUCUGCGACGCGGUGAUUGAGCUCUCCGGGAGCGUGUUGGCGCCUCGCUCACCUAGUUCCGGCGGCAGCGCGUUGGCUUGCGCGGCGAGCGGGGUCAACGCGCCAGCGCCACCCAGCGGCUGGCUUGUCGAGUCCGGUAUCGGAGCGAGCUUGCUGCGCGUGACGCCGCCGACGGCGCUUGUCCCAGAUCCGGGUACAUUUCCACCAGCGACGGUCUCUGGCUCCCUGUUGGGGGCCGGAAGCAUGGGCGUGUUUGACAGCUAUGGCCAGCGAGUCCGCGACCAGACGCUGGUACUGUUCGCGACGUCAGCAACAGCUGGAGUCGAGGCGAACGGUCUGGAGACUGGGACCGCCGUCAGCAGCGUGACCGGGAGCGGGGGCCUCGGCGUGCUGCGACUGAGCGCACUGGCGGAGACAAUCGGGGACGCACGCGGCGGGCUGCCGAGUGCGAUCCAAGUACGACUCAGCGGAGCGGUCGGUAGUGAGCCGCCGACAGCGGCAGUGACGGUCAACGUCACGCUCUGCCCGAUCGGGUUUGGGGCGGUGUCUUCACCCGGGGCGGUACUCGAGUGCGGCGCGUGUUCGGACGGGUCGGCGUCGGCGACUGUGUCUGCCGAGCCGUGCGUGGCUGUUCCACCGUGCCCAGCAAACACGUUGCGGCUGGCCACGACCAACGCCACGGUGGUGGCGCCGUGUCUAUGUAAGGAGCGGUUCUGGAGCCCAUCGAAACAGGCUGAUGUGGAGUGCAUAGCGUGCCCGCGUGGCGGGCUGUGCGAUGGUGGGCUGGCGGCGCCUCGGGCUGCGCCCGGGUUCUUCCCCGACGCCACGGAUCCGGCGCUCUUUGUCUCGUGCCCGCGGGCAGAGGCGUGUUUGGGUGACGGGCUGUGUGCAUCGGGUUACCGUGCGCGGCUGUGUGCCGAGUGCGAGUCGGACUACUUUAAGCUGUCUGGCUCGUGUCGGCGGUGUCAGCCUGAGCGCAACGUGGCAAUUGUGUUGCUUCUCCUUGCGGGUGUGCUGAUGGUGACGACGGUCCUGCUGGGGUUCAAUCUCGCCGAGAGUUUGCGGUACAAGUUUGCAGCGGCGAUGAUCGGGCUCAAUGCGCUGCAGAUUUCUGCCAUCUACGGCUCGCUCGACUUUGACUGGGGUGAGCUGGCGACGCUGUACUUUGACAUUGCGUCUGCGGUGAACCUCAACGUAGAGCUGACGAGUCCCGAGUGCGCGUCGGCGUCGGGCACCGACGUCUGGGUUCUCAAGUGGGUGCUCACACUCCUGCUGCCUCUCUUUGCGGCGAUCGUGCUUGUGCCGGUCUGUGGCGUGUUUGCCGGGCUCAUUGUCGGCAACGUGUGGUGGCUUGGGAAGAAGAAUCUGGACCAGCUGCGCGGAGCGGCCGGGCGGACGCUCUUCCAGAUGAUUGUCUUGCUGUACUUGCCGCUGACAAGCGCGUCGCUGGCGCCGUUUGGCUGCCGCAAGGAGGAGACCGGGCGGUGGGUGCUCGACGCGGAUCCAGUGCGGAGCUGCUACAACGAGGCGUGGUGGGGCGGGUUGUUUGUGCCAGGUGUGUUGGCGACGGCUGUGUACGCGGUGGGGCUACCUGCGGGCGUGGCGAUUCUGCUCUCGCGGCGGCGGGCGGCGCUCGAUCCGAUCUCCUUUGUCCUCCGCUUCGGCUUUCUUGUGGGGCGGUUUGCCGACGAGGCGUGGUGGUUUGAGGUGGCGAUCAUGCUCCGCAAGCUCGGUGUUGUGGUCUGCAUGACAGCCUUUUUCUCGAGCGAGGGCAAAGCGUCUGCGGCGGUGCUUGUGCUUGUCGGCUCACUCGGGCAGCUGGUGUAUCUGCGGCCGUACCGGUCGACGCUGCACAACCGGUUGGCGGUGGUUGUUCUCGCUGCGGCAUCGCUCAUUCUGUACACCGGCAUGCUCGACGCGCGGACGCUGCGGAUGAUAGGAGUGACGAUCGGGGUCGUCACCAUUGUUGCGGCAAUUGUAGUCGGCAACGGGCUCGACCUCUACCUCAUGGCGCGGCGCGAGAAGGAGAUUGAGGAGGAUGAGUACUUCAGCUCGGGAACGUUUCACAUGCACGACGGCGGCGAAGUUGAGCUUGGUGGGCUCGGGAUGGUGCAUUCGAUCUCGGGCACCGAGCUCCAUAACAUGCAGGCGUCGAGCGUGGACAUUGGGUCGACGCUCUCGACCGCCCCGCUCGUCGAGUCGGCUGCGCCUGCUGCGGCCGGGAUGUUUGACUCGCCGCCGACCGAGCCCGAGCCGCCUCCGGCCCUGCUCUCGUUCAGGCUGCCGCCGCCGAUGCCGCAUUCGGUGACGUCUUUGGCGCAGCAGUUUGACUCGGUGGAUGCAAACAGGUCAAACAUCGCCACCGGCGGCUCAGUCUCGUCGACGCCGACGGCCACCGUGGCGAUGGCGACCCACGGCGCGCUCGGAACCAUCGAUCUCGAGUCUUGCGAGUCGGAGACGGCGCCGCUGUACUCGGUCACUGCUGGCGUGACCCACGCCGAGCUGUCGGAUGCCGGCGAGCUGUGCCGACCGCUCGACACGGGACCUACUGCAUUGGCGUCUGCCACCUCGUCAGGCGACUCGUCGUCAUCGGGCGCCGACACGCAGGCGUCGACAACAUGCGCGGCGACAACGUGCGGCUCGGUGACUGCGCCGUUUGCCCGCAACGACGGCAGCAAUGGCGAUUUGUGCAACGGUGGCAACAUGCGCAGUGAUGGCAAUGGUGGGGCCAGAGGUGGUAAUGCUGGUGGUGGCGACUCGUGGGAGUCGACCAACUCGGAUGAUUCGGGCGCAGGCACUGCUGUCGAGGUUGAUGAUAGUGAUGAUGAUGGCCGGAGAGGCAGUGUGGUGGACGUGGAGACGAUCGGUGGGAGCAACCAUGGCGGUGGCUCGGCUCCUGCGAGGCGGUUUACCGAGACUGGGACGCUGGUACUGGACGAUGUGGAUACCUCUUCGCGGCGGAAGAGAGCGAGGAGGAAGGGCCGGGCCAAGACGUAUGACGCAGGCGUGCCGUCGCCCAAGGCCGAGACGGCGACUGCGUCGUCGGGGCUGGGCUUUGGGCUUGGCACCAGCGACGCGAAUCGGAGCGGAUGGACCGAGUCUGGUACGCUUGUGGCCGCACGGUCGACGCUGGGCGAACCGCCUCGGGUCCGUGACGAGCAGGCUGCCAUCGACGCACUGAUGGCGCUGGACAAGGUCCAGCUCGCCGCCCGGGUGGUGGCGGCCGAGGCUCGGCUGAGCGAGGUACUCAUUCUAGUGGACAACAUGCGGGCGGAAAUGCUGGCGCGGCAGGGAAUCGACGCCGAGGACGCGCGGGCUCACACGGCGGGCGCGCCGCUUGCGCGAGCCAAGACCGACGUGGCGCUGAUGGGCAGCGACGAGACAGGAAGCCCCGAGCGCAGCGGGAGCUCCGCGCCUGUAACUCCGCGGAGCCCGACGUCGCCACAGGCGGCGACCGACGGCUUGCUUCCGGCAUCUGCAGCUGCUGCAGACUCGACGUACGCGUCGUGGCUACAGAAGCGCGACCCGAUCACCGGGCUCUGGUCACGGUUCUACGUUGUGUUCCACGGAGAGGAGCGAACGCUCUCGUACUAUGCGCACGAGAAGGCGCCGGUCCGGCUGGGGCGGUUUGUCUUUCAGGAGCUUCCGCUCAAGGUGGUGUACGGGGCCGAUGUGCUUGGCGAGCUCGACGAGGACAUCCCGUAUUGCUUUGGGCUCUCGUGCAACUCGCGCCUCUUGCAUGUGUUCUCGGCGGUGACCGGGGUGGAUUUGCUCAACUGGUGCGCGGCGCUGGGCCAGGUGUGCGCCGGGGUAGAGGCGAACGCAGUGGCGUUGCCGGGCACGGAAGCCGACACCGAGGCUGCGCUGAACGCGUUGGUGGCGUCUGUGUUCUUUCUCCGCCGGCGGGCGCAGUACCUGUCGACUGUGGCGCGCAAAGGCAAGCUGAUGUGGGGUCAACAGCUGGCGGUGUUGUACAACUUUCGGUUGUACUUUUUCGAGAGCGACGAGGACAUCAAGCCGAUUGAGUCGGUGUGUAUUGUCGGCUACUCGGUCAGGCCGCUCACUUCGGAACGAGCGCGGCCGAACUCGUUCCGCAUCUCGCACCCGGGCCUUCCCUCGUAUACACUCGCCGUUGACUCGCGGCGGAAGCUCGCCACCUGGGUCGGCGCCCUCACUUCUGCUGCCAAUCUCCAGCGGCAGUGGUUCAUUGAGGGCAACGAGGAGUUUGACCGGCGAGCGGCGCCGGCAACGUCCCAGGUCCAUGUCUCGAUCAAGCUCGACAAGGAGGUCAUCCGCAAGCCGUCGCGGCCGCGGGCGGCGACUGAUGCGCAGGCGGUGGCGGCGGCAGCGGCAGCCGACGGCCCGCUGCCCGACGAUGGGCAGGACGGCGGCGGGGCCGGUACCAGCAGCGAUGUGGCCGAUGGCCUUGCCAACGUCCGCUCGCGGCUCACCCGCGGGAGUUCGAUCUCGGAGCGGCGCAAGCGGCUGAUCCGGAGACGGUCGGCGGUCUCGCGGGCGCUUUCCAUCGCCGAGCUCAAGGACCGCAUGAGCUCCAAGCUGCUGGCGGCAUACAAGUUCCGCUCGUCGCUCUCCAUCGACGAUGUCGUCAACAUGCUCCGCGAGUUCCACGGCCUCCCGCUGCUGCGCGACGAGCGCAAGACCGGAUUCGAGACGCCGUCGGACGACGAGUACGAGUAUGCCACUGCGUCCGAUGACGACAGCUCGGGCGAUUCCGAUAACGGGACCAUGGUGCUCACCUCGACGCCGCGCUCGCCGGCAUGGUCGCCUCUGUCGAGUCCCGCGGCGGCCAGCACGGGCUCUGGCGGCAAGAGCAGCGACGGCGAUGCGUAA
This is a messenger RNA of Thecamonas trahens ATCC 50062, 8653 nucleotides long. RefSeq lists its product as uncharacterized. NCBI's taxonomy places the organism in Eukaryota, Apusomonadida, Apusomonadidae. The transcript is spliced from 2 exons. The record is from RefSeq and is a predicted model, not a curated record. The coding region runs from base 71 to 8653 and encodes 2860 amino acids.